UCUCUCUGGCGUUGUUGUCCUCGGUGACGCGGCGGAGGUGUAGCCUGACGCGGUCUCUUACGUGUCGGACCGAAUAAAAGUGGAGCUCCGGAGGCCUGCGAGUGACGGGGAGAGCGGGUCCGUGUCGGGUUUUCUAAAUGACCAUGGAGGCAGGAGCAGACGUCCAGCAGGGUGGGGACACUGCUGUCUCUGAGACCGAUACCCAACAGAUUGCCACUUUGGCGCAGGUUUCAAUGGCAGCAGGGCAGGUCUCAGCCAGCGGACCUACCGUGACCCUGGUGCAGCUGCCCAAUGGUCAGACGGUUCAGGUUCAUGGGGUCAUACAGGCUGCCCAGCCUUCAGUUAUCCAGUCCCCCCAGGUCCAGACUGUACAGAUCUCCACCAUCGCUGAGAGUGAGGACUCGCAGGAGUCGGUGGACAGCGUGACGGAUUCUCAGAAACGGAGGGAGAUCCUCUCCAGAAGACCGUCUUACAGAAAGAUCCUGAACGACCUGUCAUCAGACGCUCCAGCGGUUCCACGGAUAGAGGAAGAGAAAUCGGAGGAGGACUCUGCUCCAGCCAUAACAACAGUCACGGUGCCAACGCCUAUUUAUCAGACGAGCAGCGGCCAGUACAUCGCCAUCACGCAGGGAGGGGCCAUCCAGCUGGCCAAUAACGGAACAGAUGGGGUUCAGGGACUCCAGACCCUGACGAUGACCAACGCGGCGGGCGCCCAGCCAGGCACCACAAUUCUGCAAUACGCCCAGACCAGCGACGGCCAGCAGAUCCUCGUGCCCAGCAACCAGGUGGUUGUGCAAGCUGCCUCCGGGGAUGUCCAGGCAUACCAGAUCCGUACUGCAGCUGCCAGCACCAUCGCUCCCGGGGUGGUUAUGGCGUCCUCUCCUGUUCUGUCUGGCCAGGGAGGGGCAGAGGAGGCCACACGCAAGAGGGAGGUCCGCCUCAUGAAGAACAGGGAGGCAGCGCGGGAGUGCCGUCGGAAGAAGAAGGAGUACGUCAAGUGUCUGGAGAACCGCGUGGCCGUGCUGGAGAACCAGAACAAAACCCUCAUCGAGGAGCUCAAAGCACUUAAAGACCUUUACUGUCACAAAUCUGAAUAACUCUGCUGCUCUGCAUCCUCACAAAUACACACAUACAUACAGACAUAGACAUACACACACAAAAAACCACACACACGUCUGUGUCUCAGCUGCCAGACAGACUGUCGUCGUCGCUGCCCCCCUCCAGGUUCUUCAGAGACAGAGACUCUUUUCACAUGAAGCCUGGGUGGCGUUCUUCUCGUUUUCUAUGUAUCUAUACAUUUUUUAAGGAAAAAAAAGCAACAAAAAUAUUAUUAUGGGUUUGCAGGAUGAGUGAGGGGACGAUACAGACAACUACAGCGGAUAUGAAAACUUUAUUGUCUUUAAUCAUUUUUCUUUCAUUCGUUCAUUUUGUUUCCUGUGAAAAGAAAUGAGAGAAGCAAACUUUUAAAAGAUUAUGUAUUUGACUUUCUUUUGACACACAACUCCUAAAGGCCCAGCAGAAGGUGGAUGAGUGGUGGAUCACAAUUGGAAGUUUGACGUAAGGGCAAAUAUACAAAUAUAUACCUGGCCUUCAGAAGGAAGACUGGCUGCAACUGGACUCGCACUCAAGCUCACACCUGGAUUCGCCUCGGAUUCACCACAUACAACGGAGUCGCUACAUCAUUCAAGUCAUACAACAAAUAUGCAGCUAAUCAGAUUUGAGCUUCACGCUUUUUCUUUCUGGGCUAUUUCUCUUUUUUUUUGUGAUUUUCACUUUCGAAAGCUCCCACAAGGCAUCAGAUAGUUUGGAUGACCACCACAGCUCCACCAAUCAUGACUUUUUAAUGGAGAUGUGGAUCAUCCAGUUCAGUUCCAUUCAUUCAUCCACUCAUGGGAAUUUGGAAUUUUCAGAAUGGGUCAUAAUCAGCAUUUCAGCAGCCGGGCCCAUUGCUGUUGUUUUAUUGCUUUUUUCUGUUACACUCAAACCCUGUUUUUGUCGGGGUGAUUUUUUUUUUUUUUGUAGGAAUUUGUAGCUCUGUUGCUAUUGAGAAAAAGAUGUAUGCCUCUAUUAAUGAGUUUUGACAUGAUUUUGACAUUUAACAUGCUGCCUCUGCCUUGUUAUUUUGUUUUUUACUUUAAUUUUUUAUUUUUUUUCUCUUGCGAAAUUAGCAGUGUUGCUUUUGUUAUGAAAUGUAGGACGUCAAUCAAAUUUCAAUCUGAAAUCUUCGACACUGAUCAGUUGGUGAAUUCAGCGGGUUUGGAUGUACCAUUGCAAAGCACUGAAAAGACUAGACAAUAAGCUUUCCAGGAGCAUCAUGCUGUAGCAAAUCAGCAGCCUUUGAUUGAUUCAUCUAUGCCAGUUUUCAGAGAGCUGGUUGUUCGUAUCCUUUUUUUAAUGAUCUAACCAAGCGUGAAUCCAGUAAUCUAGUAAAGCUGGGUUCACAGUACAUGAUUUUAGGUCUGAAAGAAGCCUAAAAUUUGAGGCAAAUAACUUUUCGCCCUGUUGCUGUGUGUAAAAACCUGAAAGACGCGAUCUGAGACAAAUAUCUAGCUAGCAGAUUAAAUAUUUGGACCUAAUGGUGACUUCUAUACAGGCAGCUAGUGUGCAAGAGAGGGUGAGGAAUAUGUAAUUUUGAAUCUUUAAAGGAGAACCCCGGUGUAAAAUUUACUUUUUGGUGUAGUAAAACGUGUUAAAAAGCAUUUACCUUUGUUAAAUAGCACUCCACCGCUCUUCUACAGCUUCCUGAGAUACAGUACUUCUGUACAACAGCCGUACCGAGGCAUAUUUUGCCCUGAUAAUUCGCUUUUUACACCAUUAUCCAUUUUAAAAGUAGCUCCACACCUCCUUGGUAGAAUCCCAGAAGCCCUGACAUUUAAAACGAGGCAUUAACAACUUAAAAAGUGCACAAGAACCUUAUUAAAAACCACUCUUUACGUCCUAUAACGCUAGCUUCAGCUCCGAGAACCCCAUCACUGUACUGAUAGUAACAUAGAUCUGUAUACAUAGACUCCGCAUAGCCGGCUGCUAAUUACUGUAUCUCAGGAAGCGAAGGCUCUGUAGAAGAGAAGGCUAUUCAACAAAGGUAAGUACUUUUUAUCAUGUUUUACUACACCCAGAGUUUUCCUUUAAGGCAAUUGUGGUUUGCACACUUCACGACUGAUCCGUGACACGGCAUCACAAAUUUCUAGAUCUUUCACCAGGAGGAACACAAAUACACACACACACUGACUAUCUGCUCUCAAAACAUCCCGCUAUGUCAGGAAAACACAGACAAGAACUCUUCUAAAACUUCUGAAAUUAGUUUUUCUUUCCAAAAUGAAUGCUUGUAAAGUAGUUUCAUUUGCUAAUUUGCUUUUUCUUUUCUUUUCUUUUUUUGCUGUAAAUUCUGCAAAUUCUGUUGCUUAUUUCUGAUGGAUGUUAGAAAAACUAAUGUUCUGUAGCAUGGCAUUGCAUCAGUUCUUGCAUGUUUUCUUGUCAAAGUGUGAAUUUAGAGAGAAAUUAGGCUUAUUUGUGUGUUUCUCCUGGUGAAAUAUUAUUUUGUAGUGUAAAUGGCACAAUGAUCUGAUUCCUCCAAAAGUCAUGUAUUGUGAACCCAGACCAGAACCGACAUUAAUGCUUGUAUACAUUUGCCCUUUUUGGCUAAACUUGGGGUCAGUACAUUUAGUUUGUAUUGUAAUGGUUAAGGCUACACUUCCUAAAGCUGAAAUUAAAGGUGCUAUAAAUGUUUUUUUGAGCGAUACCAUAGAAGAACCACGUUAUUUUUCUGAAUUAGCCACAAGGCUUUUUUAAAACCUUUAAAGGAACUGUAGGAAUCUGGUUCUUCUAUGCCAUUCUCAAAAAAAAAAACAUUUAAAGCUCCUUUAAUUUUUGAAGUGUGGUGUUUACAUGAAAAAGGGGGCUGAUUUUAGAUCAGCAACAAUGGAAAUGGCUUGUACCUGAAACUCCUUGCUGUAAUGAAACACCAUGUUAUGUUAUACUUCUGCCAUGAAAUGUAGCCAUCUGUAACAAUAUUAUAUGCAUCCUACUUUUUAA
Molecule: messenger RNA, 4032 nt
Organism: Astyanax mexicanus (Mexican tetra)
Lineage: Eukaryota; Metazoa; Chordata; Actinopteri; Characiformes; Acestrorhamphidae
Gene: creb1a
Product: cAMP responsive element binding protein 1a
Exons: 8
Coding region: 138-1097 (319 amino acids)
Biological process (GO): regulation of transcription by RNA polymerase II
Cellular component (GO): ATF4-CREB1 transcription factor complex; nucleus
Molecular function (GO): cAMP response element binding; DNA-binding transcription factor activity, RNA polymerase II-specific; protein binding
Source: RefSeq, a predicted model, not a curated record